Daucus carota subsp. sativus is the source of this 1720-nucleotide messenger RNA. RefSeq names its product malonyl-coenzyme A:anthocyanin 3-O-glucoside-6''-O-malonyltransferase. The coding region runs from base 248 to 1693 and encodes 481 amino acids. The record is from RefSeq and is a predicted model, not a curated record. The transcript has a single exon. Lineage: Eukaryota; Viridiplantae; Streptophyta; Magnoliopsida; Apiales; Apiaceae.
GAGUUCCAUGUUAAAUGGACAUUGUAACCUAGUUCCGUGGAACUUCUGCUUCCUGUGUAACUCAAGAUCCUGUCAACCAAACGAGGCCUUUAUAUCUUUAGCCGACCAUGUACGCUACUAUAAACGGCAAUAAAAUAAUAGCUUGGAUAAACUGGAUAAUAUAGAAAACCAAUGCAAUGGGACUUGAGAGUUGAGAGAUUAAUUGACAGAGUCAAAGGACAGUCUGUAGCCAUCGAAAAAUCCCGAAAUGUCUUCUAAGACCCACACCGUGACCGUAAUCGAACACUGCCCAGUAUCCCCGCCGCCUGGUUCAGUGGCUCAAACCCAUAUGCCCCUCACUUUUUUCGACCUUCUGUGGCUCAAUUUCACCCCCUUCAGCCGCCUCCUCUUCUACAACUUAAACAUUUCCACAACAGACUUCACUCAAAAACUUGUUCCCCAUCUUAAAACUUCCCUCUCCAAGGCUCUCCAACACUACUUUCCAUUGGCUGGUAAUCUUGUGACCCCAACAGCUUAUAAUCCCAGUGCUCGUGUUUCCACCAGGCCCGCCAUUCGUUACUUAGAUGGCGACUCGGUUAUACUAACCGUUGCUGAGUAUGAUGAAGAUUUCAUUCAUCUGUCAGGUGAUCAAACGCGAUAUUUUGAUCAACUAUCAUGUCUUGCGCCUAAGUUGCCGCCAGGACAUCAAGAGCAAUCGGUUGAGGAGGGGCGUGAGGUACGGGUAUCUCCGGUUUUAGCUAUACAGGUGACAUGUUUUCCAGGACAGGGAGUGUGUGUUGGAUUCACCAGUUCCCACGCUGUUGCGGAUGGGAGUACCGUGUUUAAGUUCAUCCAGGCGUGGGGCUUGAUUGCGAAAAAUUCUUCCAGGAAUUUUAGUGAUGAUGCAGUCUCAAUGAUGUUGGAAAAUACCCAAUUGUUUAGCCUCCCCUUUUAUGAUAGGAGUGUGAUCGAAGACUCAAAGGAUUUAGCUGGUGUUUAUAUUAGUCAAAUGGGAGAGACUGAUGCCUCUCAAACUCCUCCAGCUACAGCUAAGAAGGUUCGAGCUACGUUUGUGCUGCGCCAAACCAACAUCGAAGCACUCAAGAAGAUGGUCUCAAACAAAUUACCAAGACUAUCACAUCUAUCAUCGUUUACAGUGGCGUGUGGGUACGUGUGGAGUUGCUUAGCGAAAACUCAGAAGGAAAUUGCUACCAAUGAGGAGGAUGAAGAAGAGCAUUUAAUAGUUGCAGUCAACUGUCGAGCUCGUCUGGAUCCACCACUUCCAGAAACUUACUUUGGAAAUUGCUUGACUAUAUGUUUUAUAACUACAAAAAACUCUCAGCUAGUAGGGGGAGAAGGUGAAGGAUUUCUCAGAGCAGCUGAACUGAUUGGAGAGUCGAUUCACAAAAAGCUAAAUGAAGACGGGAUCCUGAAAGGUGCAGAGAUGUGGUAUGAGGAAUUCAAAGAAGUGAAGACAAAAUGGAAACGGGAGCAUAUUUCAGGAAUUGCAGGAUCGCCUAAGUUCUACUUCUAUGAUAUAGAUUUCGGAUGGGGAAAGCCCCAAAAAUACGAAUUUGUUUCAGAAAAAUUGUCAAUGUCAGGUCGUAGAGAUGCCCAUGGAGAUAUAGAAUUUGGGCUGUGCCUAAAAGAGAAUGAAAUGGUGGCCUUCUCAGCAAUCUUUGGGGAAGGGCUACACUGUACUGAUGAACUAUAGAUCUUUGUAAUGUUGUCUUGUUUCUCA